This is a messenger RNA of Arvicanthis niloticus (Nile rat), 951 nucleotides long. RefSeq names its product olfactory receptor 52M1-like. Gene Ontology annotation, cellular component: plasma membrane. Gene Ontology annotation, molecular function: G protein-coupled receptor activity; olfactory receptor activity. Lineage: Eukaryota; Metazoa; Chordata; Mammalia; Rodentia; Muridae. Gene Ontology annotation, biological process: G protein-coupled receptor signaling pathway. The record is from RefSeq and is a predicted model, not a curated record.
AUGCAACACAUGAACCAAAGCCAUCAGAACCCAAGCUUCUUCCUGCUAAUGGGGAUUCCGGGCCUAGAGGCAUCCCACUUCUGGAUUGCAUUUACUUUCUGCUCCAUGUAUGCCCUGGCGGUUCUUGGCAACAUAGCCGUCCUGCUGGUGGUGCGCUCUGAGCCUGCACUGCACCAGCCCAUGUACCUAUUCCUGUGCAUGCUGUCCACUAUUGACCUGGUGUUCUGCACCUCCACUGUCCCCAAGUUCCUUGCACUCUUUUGGGCAAAUGCAGCUGAGAUUGCCUGUGCUGCACAGAUGUUCUUUAGCCAUGGAUUCUCAGCUAUAGACGCUGGGAUCUUUCUUGCCAUGGCUUUUGACCGCUAUGUGGCCAUCUGUGACCCACUACACCAUACAUCAGUACUUACCCAUGCAGUGGUGGGACGCUUGGGGCUGGCUGCACUUCUCCGAGGAGUAUUCUACAUUGGACCUCUUCCACUCCUAAUUCGCCUGAGGCUGCCCCUUUAUCGGACCCAAAUCAUUGCCCACUCCUACUGCGAGCACAUGGCUGUGGUCACUUUGGCAUGUGGUGACACAAGGGUCAAUAAUUUAUAUGGAAUGGGAAUUGGUUUCCUGGUAUUAAUCCUAGACUCCAUAGCUAUAACUGCAUCUUACGUGAUGAUUUUCAGGGCUGUGUUGGGAUUGUCCACCUCUGACGCCAGGCUGAAAACUUUAGGGACAUGUGGUUCUCACAUUUGUGCCAUCCUUGUCUUCUAUAUUCCUAUUGCUGUUUCAUCUCUCACCCAUCGCUUUGGUCACCAUGUGCCUCCCCAUAUCCAUAUUCUUUUGGCCAACUUUUAUCUCCUCAUCCCGCCCAUCCUCAACCCAAUUGUCUAUGCUGUGCGCACCAAGCAGAUCCGAGAGAGACUUUUGCAUAUUAUUAAGUCUGGAACUCAACACAGGGACAAGUAA